This is a messenger RNA of Blastomyces dermatitidis ER-3, 447 nucleotides long. RefSeq lists its product as uncharacterized. The transcript is spliced from 2 exons. NCBI's taxonomy places the organism in Eukaryota, Fungi, Ascomycota, Eurotiomycetes, Onygenales, Ajellomycetaceae. The coding region runs from base 1 to 447 and encodes 148 amino acids. The record is from RefSeq and is a predicted model, not a curated record.
AUGGAUUUCAAGCGGACCCUUAUUACUGCUUUGGCACAUUUCAAUCCUUCUGAUGUUAUUCAAUCACCGAGCACUCGAGCUAUCUCCCAACUCAUAGCGCGGCCUGCCAAUUCUCAACUUGCUUCUGCUCCUCCAGCUUCUCCUCCAGCAUCUCCUCCAGCUGCUCGUUGUUCUCCAGCUCCGUUGCUUCGUCAACCCAAAAGAAAGAGAAGCGCAAAAAAGGUGCAGCAAAAGAGGCUCCUGCACUAUGAAGCAGGCUUCAGCGAGCUACAGAAUAGUGUGAUGAAAACAGCUGAGACCUACUUCAAAGAUAGAACGACCUGCUGUGAUUUGGUUGACAUUUCAGUGCAUCUGAUCAACAGUCAACCUCUCGAAGAAACUGUUUACAAGAGCUUGUGGAAACAAAGUGUUGAUAUAUUCUCAAAGACUGAUUCCAAAGCAUCUUGA